UACCGUAGAAUGAUCGUAUUUGCCAAAUUGCAUUCCAUGUAGCCGUUUAUCUCGAGCACGCGCUUCACCAAUUCAACCCACCUGAUUGCCGAUUAUCUGUUUCAAAAAGCGUUCACGCAACGCAUAAUAAUACCCCAUUACCCCACCACUUGGUUUCGUUAUAACUAUUCCAAGAUAAGGAUUUUGUCUUAACGUUCACUGGUUAACCACCCCCCAGUUACGCACACUGAUGAUUCAACUGAAAAAUGUGAACGAGUUUAAUUAUCUCGGGAGGAAAGUACUUCAAUUCCCAAGUUGAUGAGAAACAAGACGACGCGGUAAAGGGAAAUUGCGGAAAAAGCUGGAGCAGAAGAAGUUGAAAGAUCGUGAGAAAAUCCUGAUUGAUUGAUCCUCACCAAUCGCAGCUGUGAAUCACUCUAAUUCAGCAAUGAUGAAGGAAUCCAACAAGAGCUUGGAGUCAAGUAUCGAGAGGAAAAAAAAUCCCAAAAUAGAGCAUGAAAAGGGAUGGAGAAAAAAAUUGCCCGAGAGCAACGAUGAAAAUAUAUUUUCGAUCGUUCGUCAGGGUGAAAUAUGGGGUAUGUGGAGGGUAGUGGUGUGUAAGUGAGACAACACCACCCUGAAUUCGCCGGAAGGCAAAGUGGUUAUAACAAGUAUACCCUAUUUUCUGCGCAGCACAGAGGGCGCAAUGAAUCCCGUAUAGCUCACUUCAGCAAUAACCUAGAAGGAAAGGGGUGUAGAAGUGGGGUGGUGUGGUUGCACAUGUGUCGAACCUGAAAUAUGUAGGCGUGGCCUCAGUUGUUGGAGCUAGCAGACGCAUCCCGACUCAGCUGAAUAUGUUCCCCGCGUCCUCGUUCCUUCUUCCCCUGGUAUUCGUUUCAAUCCCCCCCUCCCCCUCACGGAAAAUACAGAUAUGCGCGGAUACUACAACGGGGCUAUAUGGCUCCACCCUCGAGUGGGCUCGGUUUGUCCUACCAUUGGCCCCUCAACAAACCACUUCAAAACCACCCUCUGACUGGGAGCUUCACUCCACCUGUCGUUCGACGCGAAACCGACUAGUUGUGCUAUAGAGCAGCCGCUGAAUAAUCCCCCAUUGGGGGGUGGGAGGGUGCCUACAAUACCAACAUCCAUUUGCCAAGUUGAAUCAUUCAAACGUGGUCCGUCCACGACCUCGGGUCGCGUCGUCCGACAGUCAACAAUCGUUAGUCAUAUCACUGUCCACGUUCCCUCAAUAUCAAGACAAGACUGACUUGACCGGUGACUGUCGUUGUCACAAUGACAAUGGAAGAUCGUUCAGGACCAGGCAUCGAUCGUCCAGGUGAUGCUGGUACAACAGCAACAGCAGCAAGUGGAAUAACAACAGAUGCAUCCUACCCACUUCGUCGAACAACCGGAAAACGAUCCUUUGAUGUUGCAUUUCUCGUUGCACCGGAUGAAAAAUUGGCCCGACGUCAGACCGAUUACAAUCAGCUAGAAUCAUCUCACAGUCCUGACUUUGGACAACCAGUGAGUCCAUCAGACACUUGUUACCGUAGUUUUUCAACAAAUCAUCCACCACCAGGUCAUCAUCAUGGAGACGAGCUGACGAGUUCGCGAAGUGCUUUUACUAAAGUCAGUUCAUCAAGCAGUUUCGAUGAGUCACGCAGUUCUCCACGAUCAUCAAUAUCACCGGAUCGUGGUAGUUAUCGGAGUAGCAUAAGUCCUCCAAGAAGAACUCCUCCAUUGCAAGCAACAUGUCCCAUCAAGACAGCCACCUUCAAAUAUGGCUCCUUUGCGGCAGUGGCUGCAGCAGCUGCGGCUGCAGCAGCAGCAGCCGCUUCUGCCCCAUAUCCAUUCAUCUCCAAUUCUCCGGACAGUGUUACACCCAUACCACCGACCACAACGGCAACGGCAACAGUGACCAAUAAUAUAUCCAUCGGUGAAAAUCUGAAGAUCCGGAAAAUCUCCAAUUCCAUGGAAUCAUCCGGUUUUCGAACGGCCUCAGACCUAUCACCAGCAGCCGCUGCUGUUUACUCUAAUCUAUCCUACGCACCGAUAUCAGUGUUUCCAUCAGCACCAAUGACGGAAGCCCUCACCCGUCCUCGUCAUCUAUUCGGUGUGACUGGUCUCCUCCCACCGUCCUUCGCACUGAGUCUACCAGCUCAGAACGUUUGUGCCAAGUGCAAUCUGUCAUUCAGAAUGACAUCUGACCUCGUCUAUCACAUGCGCUCCCAUCACAAAAACGAAGGAACAGGCGAGGCAGCGAGAAGACGCAGAGAGGAGAAAUUACGGUGUCCAGUUUGCGACGAGAGCUUUCGGGAAAGGCAUCAUCUCACCAGACACAUGACAGCUCAUCAAGACAAAGCCAGCGACUCCCUGGAUCCUCAGCAGCUACCGCAGGUGCAAUCAGGCAACGUCAAACGACGAACCGCUGGACUUCCCGUUAUUCACAGUGCAAAGUGACAUUAUUUACCAAAAAUUCAAAACUACUUCCACUGAAAUAACAACAAUGAACUUGACAUUCAUCAACUACGAGCAUAUUCUCAUAGAAUAAAUCAAUCAUAGUGUUAUGAAUAUUUUCAAGAUUUUUCAUGUAUGGACUGUGUCGAUAUGUGAUGAUCACCAGAGGGCUCUCUCUAGUCAAUAUUAGGAGGAUUAACAUUAAAGUAGGUCUAGGGUAAAUAGGAAAAUAUACUGUUAACAAAAAACCAACAACAAUGCUUGUCGAUGUUCGACCGAUUGGAUUCGCAAAUUCGUAAUCGAUAAAUUGUCGCGAUUUUUUUUCUCUCUCUCUGGAUUCUUUCAAAUCGACCUAUCGCACACCGUAAACUCGCGUCACACGUAAACCACCAGAGCACGCAUAAUGGUAGGAAACAAUGAAAUGCCCGUAAUCGGAAACAGUGCCGGUUUGUUAUCUGCCAUUCGCACCCCAUUUAACUUGAAACGUUGAAUCGUUCGGGUCGCGCUAGGCUAUACUUGGGUUGUGUUAUACGGUUACCAAACUGGUACCCACGAUUAUUCGCCACACUCUAUCUAUCUCAUCUCGAUUUUAAAUACGUCGCAACCUCAGUCGACCCCCGGUUACUCUCUCGCAACCCCUCGUAUUACCGAGUUCAUCCCAAAACUGUUACUCUCAUUCUUAUUCACUCAACCCCUAACGAUUUUCGAUGAUUCUGCCUCUCGUUGACAUCAGCAUUUGUUAAAUCACCGGAUAAAUUUAUCACCGACGGUAUCGGUGACUGCUUUCAAUUACAAAAUACGUCAUUCAUUAAUGCUGUAAUAUUAGAGCUAAGGACUAAUCGUUAAGACUUAUUUUCUGUUAAAUUUUUUCAUAUUUUAUUUAUCAUUUUAACACGUCAGUCGUGAGGGGGUGAAAUCACUUGUCCAUUUGAUUCUUAAACAAGUUCGCCUUGACUGUAAAAAUAAAUUACGAACUUUUCAAGUUUUAUUCACUUAGUUAUUGGUCAUUAUUUUAUUUAAUUAUGAAAUUAUUUCGUCUUCCACUUCCAUCAACAAACAUCUUCACAAAAAUUUUUUAAUUGCGGGAUAUUUACCGUGUCAGUUGGACGAUUUUACCCCUUUUCUAUUGAUUUGGAAAAAAUUCUUUCGCUCAAUGAAAUCAUUGUACAUAAUUUACUGUAAAUACUAUUAUCAUUAUUAUUAUUAUUAAUCCA
This is a messenger RNA of Diachasmimorpha longicaudata, 3650 nucleotides long. RefSeq names its product mucin-2. Gene Ontology annotation, cellular component: nucleus. NCBI's taxonomy places the organism in Eukaryota, Metazoa, Arthropoda, Insecta, Hymenoptera, Braconidae. The record is from RefSeq and is a predicted model, not a curated record. Gene Ontology annotation, biological process: regulation of DNA-templated transcription. The transcript has 2 exons. Bases 1273 to 2439 code for a protein of 388 amino acids.